AUGGCAGUCUCAAAAUUGCGAGAUCUCAUCAGUCACCUCUCUUCGGCAGACUCUCUGCGCCCCGAUUUUCUUGGUCGUCUUGGCUAUUUGUACUCGGAUAAGCUGUUUUACAACUACAAACUUGAAGACUUGAAGAUGGCAUUGGAAGUACAUCAAGAAUGUCUCAGCCUUGCAGGGGACAACGUCGUUGAACGAGCAAAUUGGCUACGUCAUCUUGGAUGCUCUAAGCUUGCCGCUUACCGAGAAUUCAAGGACGAAAAUGAUCUACAAGAAUCCAUCAAGUUACUCGAGCAAGCAAAAGAUCAAAACCUUCACGACAAGGAGGUUCUACCAGGCCUCGCUAGUGCCUACCGCUUCAAGUGCAUGAUUACGAGGGACAUCAAAGACAUUGACGAUGCCAUCGAGCUAUAUAUAAGUUCCCCUCUCCCGGAUGCCUACCGCAUCCGAUUUGAGCUGGCAAAGGCGCCAGAAGACGUGAGGCUGGCCAUAACAAAUCUAGAGAAGGCUCUCGAGCUAGCUCGAAAGGAACUGGAAGUCUCAGAUGUUGUUCAGAUCAUCCAAAGUCUGGCAAAUUGCUAUCUAGCUAUGUAUCAUGACGGUGGCACUCUCGCCGAUGUCGAACAGGCCAUCCGCUACGCACAGGACGCUGCGGGUGUUGAGGCGCAAGAAGCCUCUCAAGUCGUCAAUGUUACCGGCCUAUUGGGGCUAUGCUACACCACCAAGUACAAGGUUACACAAUGUGAGGACGACCUUCUCAAGGCUAUCGAAGCCGAUGAGAGCGACCUUUAG
Messenger RNA from Fusarium verticillioides 7600, 789 nucleotides. RefSeq lists its product as hypothetical. The record is from RefSeq and is a predicted model, not a curated record. The transcript has 2 exons. Gene Ontology annotation, molecular function: protein binding. NCBI's taxonomy places the organism in Eukaryota, Fungi, Ascomycota, Sordariomycetes, Hypocreales, Nectriaceae. The coding region runs from base 1 to 789 and encodes 262 amino acids.